AUGGACUUACUGGGCGAUAUAGUGGAGAAAGAUACAUCUGACUCUGUUGAAAGUAAUGACAAUGGCACUCUUAGUACCAACAACUGUGGAACGGGAUUUCCCGAGUUGUACAAACCCAAGAAAAUAUCAUCUUGGAAGGAAAGACUAAGAGAAAAAAGAGCCCAAAAGAAAAAAACUAGUGGCAAGGAUGCUGAAAAGCAACAAACGAGUACAGACGCCCCACUAUCCGAGGCAAAAUCUAUCCAUAAUGAAAAUAUUAAAGUUCUGCAGGGAAUGAGUGAUGAACAAAUCGUGCAAGAACGUGAGGAUCUGUAUAACUCUUUAGAUCCCAAACUGAUUGCCAAGCUAUUGAAAAACAUAAAUAAAAGAGCGAAGGACGAAAACAACACUCCAUUAUUUGCAGAAAUAGAAGGCGCUUCUGGUACCUGGGUAGGUGGCAACAAGCAAGGCAUAUACGAUCUACCACCGUUAGACGAUGAAGAUGUAGACGUUGCCUUAGAAAUUAGGCCUAUGUUAGGCAAAGAUGCAAAACAUGUUCAAUUUGAAGAAGCAGGAAAAGAAAAAGACGUGGAAGAAGAAGCAAAAACUAAUGAUGACGUCGAUGAUAUCGCACCCUUAGAUUUCCAGAUGGCACAAUGCAUUGAUCAUAUGAAAAAUGAAGAGCUAUUCAAAGACGUUCAUUUUAUCAAAGAGGAGAGCCAAAAUGAAAUCAAUUUAGAGAAACUUGAUAUAAAUGAUCCUAAUUUCAACGAUAAAUUACACGAAAAAUACUUCCCUGAUUUGCCCAAAGAGGUCGACAAAUUAAAAUGGAUGCAACCGGUUCAGCAAAAAACAGACAAGAAUUACAUCAUUGAAGACGUAUCUGAAUGUAGGUUUGACUUUAAUGGCGACCUUGUUCCACCCACAAGACAAAUAGACUCUACCAUUCACUCAGGGUUGCACCAUCACAGCGACUCGCCUGAACUCGCCGGUUACACCAUAGUGGAGUUAGAACAUUUAGCAAGAUCCACUUUUCCUUCUCAAAGGUGCAUUGCUAUACAAACUUUGGGGAGAAUACUUUAUAAGCUAGGCCAAAAAAGCUACUACCAGCUAGUGCCAGAAAUAGAUGCAGACACAUACAAGGAAGACGGAAGCAUAUCGAACGUUAUGGAUAAGAUCUAUUCCAUGUUUUGGGACUUGAUUAAAGACGGAAAAGUCAUCGAAUCCUUAGAAAUCUCCUCUGAUGAGAAAUUCACUAGAAAUUUGUCAGUCAGAAAUUAUGCUAUUGAUGCACUUUGGUUAUGGAAACAAGGCGGUGGGGACUUCCGAACCAAGAAAUAG
Saccharomyces cerevisiae S288C is the source of this 1320-nucleotide messenger RNA. It is a transcript of the gene RBA50, whose product is annotated as Rba50p. The record is from RefSeq and is marked reviewed. Lineage: Eukaryota; Fungi; Ascomycota; Saccharomycetes; Saccharomycetales; Saccharomycetaceae. The coding region runs from base 1 to 1320 and encodes 439 amino acids. The transcript has a single exon. Gene Ontology annotation, cellular component: cytoplasm. Gene Ontology annotation, biological process: transcription by RNA polymerase II.